CUCCUUUAGACUUCUUCCCUCUCUGGUCUACACCACAUAAAAGCAAGAUAUGGCUACUGCUGGCAGUGUGCUGACUGAGGAGCAGCUUCUCUGCCCCAUCUGUCUGGAUUUGUUCAACCAACCAGUUUCCACUCCUUGCGGGCACAACUUCUGCAGGGACUGUAUACUAGGAUACUGGCAGUGUGCGAAUGUGUCACAGUGCCCCAUGUGUAAGCAGAAGUUUUACAGGAGGCCUGAGCUCAAAGUUAACACCUUUAUAUCUGAGGUGGCUUCUCAGUUUAAAAAGUCAUCGGAAAAAAAAGAUGAAAAUACAGCCAGCACUAUGGGUGAAUAUUCAGGUCAUAAAGGAGAAGUUUCAUGUGAUGUGUGUGUUGGAAAAGGAGUCAAGGCUCUUAAAUCAUGCCUGGACUGUCUGGCUUCCUUCUGUGAGACUCAUCUGGAGCCCCAUCACGUGUUAGGCACCUUCAAGAAACACCACCUGAUUGACCCCAUGAUCAACAUGCAAGACAGAGUGUGUAAGAAGCAUGAGAAACUCCUGGACCUCUUUUGUUACACUGAUCAGGCUUAUGUGUGCAAGAUCUGCAUGAAGAAAGACCACAAUGCUCAUCACACGGUACCAAUAGAGGACGAGAGCAGAGACAGGAGAGCUCAGAUUGGAAGGAUAAGUGCAGAGAUGGAAGAAAUGAUUCAUGGCCGACUUGAGAAAAUCAGUGAAAUCAAUCAAGCCGUUCAACUCAGCAGAGGAAACAUGGAACGAGAGAUUGAGGAGAGUUUGCAAGUCUUCAACAAUCUGCUCCACUCUAUCCAGAGAGGCCAAGCUGAGCUGGUGGAGGUGAUUGGUGCAAAGCAGAGGCAAGUGGAGGGCAGGGCCAGAGGACUCAUCAUGGAGCUGGAGCAGGAGAUCGAGGAACUGAGGCGGAGAAACACUGAGCUGGGGCAGCUCUCACGCACUGAAGACAACCUCUACCUCAUCAAGAGCUUUCCAGCUUUCUCCACACCGCCAGCCACUAAAGUCUGGUCCGACACCUGUGUGGAGAGUGCGGUAUAUGUGGGCACAGUGAGGAGAGCAGUUAGGAGAGUGGCAGGUCAGCUGGAGGAGACUGUAAAAGCUGAAGUGAAGAGGCUGUGCGAGACCGAAUUUCAGAGGGCUCAGCAAUGGGCUGUGGAUGUGACUCUGGACCCCGAUACAGCUCAUCCUAAACUGGUGCUGUCUGAAAACAGGAAGCAGGUCCAUCAUGGUGAUAUAGCGCUGAGCCUCCUGGACAACCCGGAGCGGUUCUACCCUUGUGUCAGCGUCUUGGGAAAGGAGGGUUUCUCCUCUGGUCGGUUGUACUAUGAGGUUCAGGUGAAAGGGAAGACAGAGUGGGAUAUUGGAGUUGGGCUACAAUCUGCCAACAGAAAAGGAGGAAAUAUGCUAAACCCAGAAACGGGCUACUGGGCUCUGGGGAUGAGAAGGGACAACAGCUACUGGGCCCUCAGCAGCACGCCUAUCCGUGUACCGCUGGUCGGGAAGCCCCAGAGAGUCGGGGUGUAUGUGGAUAUGGAUUGCGGGCAGGUUUCGUUUUAUGACGCGGACUCUGCUUCUCAUAUCUACUCAUUCACCGGAUACUCAUUCAAUGAAAGAGUGUUUCCCUACUUUAACCCCAGACGCAAUCAUGGAGGGGUCAACUCUGCUCCUCUGAUCAUCGUCUAA
Molecule: messenger RNA, 1693 nt
Organism: Plectropomus leopardus (leopard coralgrouper)
Lineage: Eukaryota; Metazoa; Chordata; Actinopteri; Perciformes; Serranidae
Product: E3 ubiquitin-protein ligase TRIM39-like
Molecular function (GO): protein binding; zinc ion binding
Source: RefSeq, a predicted model, not a curated record